CGUUUAUUCAGAGAGUUGAACAGAGGAAGCUGCUGCUGGAUCUCGCUGUGUCUUUCUACACACACACCAAGGAGCUCUCGGCGUGGAUGGACGGCCUCCAGAAGCAGCUCUCCUCAGACCUCUGCAUCUGUCCCGACACUGUGGAGGCUCUGCAGACUCUCAUCAGUCAGCAGCAGCAGCAGCAGGCCAACACCCAGGAAGCUGCGAUGAGUGUCAUCAGGGAAGGAGAAGACCUCAUCCUGCAACUCAGGCCCCAGGGCAGCUCAGUGGCCCAUGUGGAGUCGGUGCUGCAGCAGCUGGAGGAGUCUCACGUUCAGCUGGAGGAGCUUUUCCACCAGAGGAAGAUCCGACUGGAUGUUUACUUGCAGCUCCGUAUCCUGCAGCAGUGCACGCUGGAGGUAACAGGGGAGAUGGAUGCCUGGAAGCAGGACCUCCAGAAACAGUCCCAGGACUUCUCUACGGAGAAGCUAGCAUCACAGCGGCUAGGCGACGUAAACCAGGACAAGCUAGCCCAGGACAAGAUCAACCUGGGUCAGUCGAGGCUGGCGGAAGCUUGUCCAGAGGCACUGACGCUAGCGCAGCAACGCAUCCACAGGCACAUGGAGCGCAGGCUGGCUAUGAACAACAUGAUCUAUGAGGUCAUCCAGCAAGGUCACGACCUCCAGCAGUAUAUCACCGAGGUCCAAGCGUCAG
This is a messenger RNA of Paralichthys olivaceus (Japanese flounder), 693 nucleotides long. NCBI's taxonomy places the organism in Eukaryota, Metazoa, Chordata, Actinopteri, Pleuronectiformes, Paralichthyidae. The record is from RefSeq and is a predicted model, not a curated record.